Messenger RNA from Trichoderma asperellum CBS 433.97, 2124 nucleotides. RefSeq lists its product as uncharacterized. The record is from RefSeq and is a predicted model, not a curated record. Lineage: Eukaryota; Fungi; Ascomycota; Sordariomycetes; Hypocreales; Hypocreaceae.
CUGGCGGGGCCUGCAGGUGGCGAGCUUUAGUGCCUGCAUCGAGAUUGCCAGCGAGCCAAUCAGGGCACACCGGCGCCUGUCACAGCAGAGGUCGGCGCUUAAACCACCAACAUCCAUCCAACCACGGGCGCGAGAUGCAUCUUUGUGCUGCUCCUGGGCCACGGCCGUUCGUGGGGCGCCAUGUAACCGCCCUUCAUGCAUCGCAUGCACCGCCCAGCCAGUCAGCGUCGCGCAAGCCGGGCAUCUCCUGCGAACCCUCGCUCGGCCCCACGACAGAGCGCCUCCCAGCAUCGCCAGCCGCCGUGACGGUCCUAUAUACGCUCCAGAUGCCGCAUAUUUCUCCUCAUUCAUGUCACAUCUCUCUCGGGUCAUGUUUCGCAUUUCAGAGCCAGGAGGUCCCAUAACGCAGUGAUCGCCUUCAUAAGAACGAGGUCGGUCUGCAUCAUGCUCCUGGGGAUUCUUCCUUCAUCAUCGUCACUCGUCGCCGCCUUGUCUUCUGUGCUUCUUUGGUCUGUCGCUCAUUCAUCGCCAACUUUUGGAUCUUCAACUCCAUUCACAAAGAGAGAUAGUAGAGACGGUCCACCGCUGUCUGCUCGGGUUCUGCGGGAUACUAGAUAUCUUCCCGCACAGAUUGGUGGUAUCGUUGCGGCAUACGGUGUUUCGUUGGUGCUGGUCGCCAUCAUCCUCCUUGCGCUAUCAAAAAGACGCAGAGAGCAUCUUCGGGGAAGCGAUAUACCCAGCUACGUUUUUCAGCCAAACUUUCCAGUUGCCGAGUUCCAACAACAGUUUGAAUUCACAAAUCAACAAGCAGAGGGCCAUACUGUUCCUCCCUUGGUAAUUCCCAAAUCAGAGUACUACCACUCUGGUCCCUACAGUGCCCGGGUCUUUGACUACAAGAACGGGUCAUCGUCAUACGUCAUACCAUCGCCCUCUUCAUCUGCAAUUCCAUCAACUCUUGGAGUCUCGCCGCUUGUAGACCAGUCAGUCGUCGCAGCAGAUAGAGCCAUGGCGCAACAACAGCUUGAGGAAAUGUACAAAUAUGUCAUGGAGCAUGAGGAAGCAAAACAGAAGGGGAUCAUUCUCGAAGCUCCAGUUGUAUCUCCAAACCCCCAACGAGACUCAACAACACCUGAUAAGUCCAAGGGUCUCUUGUCAAAGAAGAGCAAGUCCAAGCCCACCAGCCUCAACCUGACGGCCGCCAAGGAGGAGAAGUCCCAGUCAAAGACUUCAGCUCUCUUCUCCUCUCUCCUCUCUCCCAAGAAGAAGGCAGCCAAGGGCAUGAACAUUUCGUCCCCCAUCAUGACACCCAUGUCGGGGACUUUCCCUCAGCAUGAAUCUCGAGAGAUGAGCGCUAUUCCGCCACGACACUAUGCUCCUCCUCCUCCUCCACCUGUCCCGACGGACCAGGUGCCAUUCGGCGCCAUCAAUACUAGGGCUUCGGGUGCCCCAAUUACUCCGGAUAUGUCACCCCAGAGCAUCCAAACCAUCGAUGAGCGCAUUGGAGCGUCUCUUGAUCGUGGCUCGAGGAACACCUUGCCAUAUACCGAGAGAGACCCCGAGUCAGCCACAUCGGAUCACUCGCAGGUUCCUCUAGUCGGUCUUCCAUCAUCCCCUAAGCCGGGAAGCACAUUUCCUUCGCUUCCUUCUUCACCACGACCUGGAGCCUCCUUCUCUCGCCCCAACCCUCCCUCUGCGGUCCGAACCGGCGGCACUCUCCCCCUUCGCGCUUAUGAGGAGCAGCUAGGCUCGCCUUUUGUUACCAAUCAGACCACCAAGCAGACUGUCUUUGAGAGAACCGGCCCUCUAUCACCCACUGGCAGGACCCCAUUCACUGCGAGCGCCGUGCCGUACUCUCCGUACCAACCAUAUACCCCAAUAGUCCCAAUCACCCCGGGCCUGGUUACCAAGGAGGAUCGCAAGCGCAUGAAGAGGAUGGUCCCCAAGACACCCACCUUGGAGAUGGUCAAGAGUUCUGAGGAAAUAUGGUAAAUAGGUGGAGGAAACCCUCACAAGAUCUGGUAAUCUUUUCAUGCAUCUUAUUUUUUUUUUUUUUUUUCAAGCUUCUGUUGUUAGAUAAUUUUGUGUGGGCAGCCCCAGGGAGGGUAGCCCUUUUUGAUCAUGUCG